Messenger RNA from Lathyrus oleraceus (garden pea), 573 nucleotides. Its product is annotated as secreted RxLR effector protein 161-like. The transcript has a single exon. The record is from RefSeq and is a predicted model, not a curated record. Bases 1 to 573 code for a protein of 190 amino acids. Lineage: Eukaryota; Viridiplantae; Streptophyta; Magnoliopsida; Fabales; Fabaceae.
AUGAGUUUGGUAGGAGAACUGGCGUACUUCCUUGGGCUCCAAGUCAAACAGAUGGAAGACUCCAUCUUUCUGUGUCAAAGGAAAUAUGAUAAGAGUAUUGUGAAGAAAUUUGGAUUGGAGAAUGCUAGUCAUAAAAGAACUCCUGCACCUACUCACUUAAAGGUAUAUAAAGAUGAAAAAGGCUUAAGUGUUGACCAGAGUUUAUAUAGAACCAUGAUUGACAGCCUUAUAUACCUUACAACAAGCAUACCAGAUAUAACUUUUACAGUUGGUGUGUGUGCUAGGUAUCAAGUUGAACCCAAAGUGAGCCACAUCAAUCAAGUAAAAAGGAUUCUAAAGUAUGUGAAUGGCACAAGUGAGUAUGGAAUGUUGUAUUCAUAUGAUUCAUAUUCUAUGUUGGUAGGAUAUUAUGAUGUUGAUUGGGCUGGUAGUGCCGAUGAUAGAAAGAGUACCUCUGGAGGAUGUUUCUUCUUAGGAAACAAUUUAAUUUCAUGGUUCAGUAAGAAACACAAUUGUGUAUCCCUAUCCACGGUUGAAGUUGAGUACAUAGUAGCAAGCAACAACUGCUCUUAA